UGCCGCUGGUACGCACCGCCUGACACUCGGGUGGGGCAGGGUGCGGUUUGGCCUGAGGGCUCGGGAACUUUCAGCGUCAGCUCCUGGAGGAAGCAACCUCUUGCUUGCGGAGCAGCAGCCUACGAGGCGGAGAGCUGGCCUGCGAGGAACAGUGAACAGAAUGAGCACCUCACAGGACCAGAGUGGCUGCUCCAGUAAUAGAGAACCCCUAUUGAGGUGUUGUGAUGCAAGGAGGGACUUGGAACUUGCUAUUGGUGGAGUUCUCCGGGCUGAACAGCAAAUUAAAGAUAACUUGCGAGAGGUCAAAGCUCAGAUUCACAGCUGCAUAAGUCGUCACCUGGAAUGCCUUAGAAGCCGUGAGGUGUGGCUGUUUGAACAGGUAGAUCUCAUCUAUCAGCUUAAAGAGGAGACCCUUCAGCAGCAGGCCCAACAGCUCUACUGGUUACUGGGCCAGUUCAAUUGUCUUAUUCAUCAGCUGGAGUGCACCCAAAACAAAGAUCUAGCCAAUCAAGUCUCAGUAUGUCUGGAGAGAUUGGGCAGUUUGACCCUCAAACCUGAAGAUUCAACUGUCCUGGUCUUUGAAGCAGAUACAACUGCUCUGCGCCAGGCCAUCACCACAUUUGGGUCCCUUAAAACCAUUCAAAUUCCUGAGCACCUGAUGGUUCAUGGUAGUUCAUCAAAUAUUGGGCCUUUCAUGGAGAAAAGAGCUUAUAGCCCAUUGACAGAGCAGCAGAAGUCAGCAUCCAGCACCACCACUGUCCCUCUCAGUGAAUGGCUCCUUGGAGGCAAAUCUGCCAGUUAUCGUCAGGCUCCCUACAUACCCAGCACCAAUCUGCAGGACUGGCUCACACAAAAGCAGAUCCCAGAGAAUAAUCAGACUUCUGCCAGAGCCUGCAAUUUCUUCAGUAAUGCUUGGGGCAACCUAAAGGGCUUGGAAAACUGGCUUCUCAAGAAUCAGCAACAAGAAGUUCCUGAAAAAUCAAGUCACCAAAAGCAUAACAGCUAUUCUACUACCAGUUCUUGCUCUGUUGAAAUUGAAAAGGUUGAAGAUCUAGACCUUUUGGAUCAAGAUGAGAUCGACCUUUCUGACUGGUUGGUGACUCCUCAGGAAUACCAUGAUCUGGAGAAGCUUGGGAGUGGCAACUGCGGAACUAAUGAGAAGUUUAAGUCCUUGUUCCAGGUGUUCCAGGAGUCCUAUAGUGUGAAUGAUUGGCUCAUCAAACCUGAUUCCUGUACCAAUUGUAGGGGCAAUCAGCCCAAAGGUGUGGAGAUUGAAAACCUGGGCAAUCUGAAGUGCCUAAAUGACCACUUGGAGGCCAAGAAACCCUUGUCCACUCCUAGCACAAUUGCUGAGGUUUGGCUUGUCCAGAACCAUCAGGACCCAUAUAAAGUAGAGGAGGUAUGCAAAGCCAAUGAGCCCUGUACAAGCUUUGCAGAGUGUGUGUGUGAUGAAAAUUGUGAGAAGGAAGCGCUGUGUAAAUGGCUUCUGAAGAAAGAAGGAAAGGAUAAAAAUGGUAUGCCUGUGGAACCAAAACCUGAGUAUGAGAAGCGUAGAGAUUCCCUGAAUAUGUGGCUCUGUCCUUCCAGAAGAGAGUCAACAGAAGAAAUCAAGGCACCAAAGACAGCGGCUCCUUCAAGAAUUACAGAUUCCUUCCAAGUCAUAAGGAACAGUCCCUUGUCUGCAUGGCUUAUCGGGCCCUCAUGCAAAGGAGGACAUCCCAAGGAAGUGCCUAGUGCUGAAGCAUCUAGUGCUGCCAAACAAAAGCUUAUGAGCCCUGUGGCCACUUCUUGGUGUCCCUUGAACACAGCCGACUGGGUCUUGCCAGGAAAGAAAACUGGAAACCUCAAUCAGUUAUCCUCAGGAGAAGAUAAGUGGCUACUUCGAAAGGCAGCCAAGGAAGUAUUACUUAAUUCACCCCUACAGGAGGAACAUAACUUUCCCCCAGACCAUUACGGUCUCCCCGCAGUUUGUGACCUCUUUGCCUGUAUGCAGCUUAAACUUGAUAAAGAAAAGUGGUUGUAUCGAACUCCUCUGCAGAUGUGAAGGGAUGGAGUACUAGUCAAGCAACUUUCCUGC
Talpa occidentalis (Iberian mole) is the source of this 2077-nucleotide messenger RNA. It is a transcript of the gene NCOA4, whose product is annotated as nuclear receptor coactivator 4. The transcript has 10 exons. The record is from RefSeq and is a predicted model, not a curated record. Bases 161 to 2044 code for a protein of 627 amino acids. NCBI's taxonomy places the organism in Eukaryota, Metazoa, Chordata, Mammalia, Eulipotyphla, Talpidae. Gene Ontology annotation, biological process: response to hormone; intracellular iron ion homeostasis. Gene Ontology annotation, molecular function: transcription coactivator activity.